AUGAUGGCCUCUACGAUGGGCCCGGCCACGGCUCUGCUACUAUGCUGUCUCUCCGCCACGCCUGCUUUUGCCCAGGCCAUCACCCCGACACCGCUGCAGGACAUUACGCCGGUCCCGAUGGACAAGUUCAACCCAAGGCUUACAGAGUUCCGCCGUAUCGAUGGGAACAGCGACGAGAAGCUGACGUUCACUGAAUUCCUGCUCUCCGACAAGGACUAUAUCGAGGCGAAAAGCCGCGAGUUCCACGCCUACGACAAGAACAAGGACGGUCAAGUGACGCGCGCCGAGUACGAGGCCUACUACGAACGGGACGGGCAUCGCCACGGGCCCGAAGGGAUGGAUCACGAUUUCUUCGGGGGCCUCGAUGACCACCCGCCAUUCCGGCACUUCUUCGGCUCACCGAUGCGUCACUCCCACGAGACGCCCAGCAGCCAAAGCUCUCCCGAAAAGCGCUCAUCAUCCCCAGGGCAUGGAGAUGGUGCUCCCUUCUACCGUAGACUCGGCGGACUUGGUGGCAAAGCGCAGCGCCCAUCCUCCGAGAAAUUCCAACCAGAUGUUCCGAAAUAUCUGUUGUGG
This is a messenger RNA of Mesorhabditis spiculigera, 576 nucleotides long. NCBI's taxonomy places the organism in Eukaryota, Metazoa, Nematoda, Chromadorea, Rhabditida, Rhabditidae. The record is from the annotation of a GenBank genome assembly.